GAUGCCCACGCUCGGUAGCUUGAUUAGGUUUGAUAGGCGGCCAGCUGGUGGCGAUAGCUGAGGAAUCUACUUCUUAAAGCGGACUGGGAAACACACAAUAGCGACACACACACACGCGUGGGGAGAGUUAAGGAGAACAGACUUCUCUUAUCUGGGUGACUUUCCCGUAAGUCACGGACCGGACACUACUAUGAUGGCAGUCCUGGGUAGCGCCGGUCGCUUGAUUCAAUUUGCCAGGAGCAGCGUGACUCUGAGCGUGAGGAGACGAUCCACUGCUGCCGCUUUGGCCCAGACUGUCACCCCAGAGACUCAGGAAACCAGGAAACCGAAGACAGGCAUCCUGAUGCUAAACAUGGGAGGACCUGAGAAAUUGGAAGACGUACAUGACUUCCUGCUGAGGCUCUUCAUGGACACUGACCUGAUGAAACUCCCAGUACAGAAUAAGCUGGGUCCGUUCAUCGCCAAGCGCCGCACGCCAAAGAUCCAGGAGCAGUACAGCAAGAUCGGAGGCGGCUCGCCCAUCAAACACUGGACCUCCAUGCAGGGCGAGGGCAUGGUGAAGCUGCUGGAUGAGAUGAGCCCCGAGACAGCUCCUCACAAGUUCUACAUCGGUUUCCGGUACGUUAACCCACUGACUGAGGACGCCAUUGAGGAGAUGGAGAAAGACGGAGUGGACCGAGCUGUGGCCUUUACACAGUACCCUCAGUACAGCUGCUCCACCACAGGCAGCAGUCUAAACGCCAUCUACCGUUACUAUAGAAGCAGAGGUGACCGGCCCAAAAUGCGCUGGAGUGUCAUUGACCGUUGGCCCACACACCCUCUGCUGGUGGAGUGUUUUGCAGAACAUAUCAGUAACGAGCUGCUGAAGUUUCCAGAGGAGAAGAGAGACGACGUGGUCAUUCUCUUCUCGGCACAUUCCCUUCCUAUGGCUGUUGUAAACAGAGGUGACCCGUAUCCUCAGGAAGUAGGAGCCACAGUUCAGAGAGUUAUGGAGAGGCUAGGACACUGUAACCCUUACAGACUGGUGUGGCAGUCCAGGGUGGGCCCCAUGGCGUGGCUCGGGCCCCAGACGGACGAGGUCAUCAAAGGUCUUUGUGAAAGGGGGAAGAAGAACCUCCUGCUCGUGCCAAUCGCCUUCACCUCCGAUCACAUCGAGACUUUACACGAGCUGGACAUUGAGUACGGACAGGUGCUGGGAGAGGAGUGUGGUGCAGAAAACCUCAGGAGAGCAGAGUCGUUGAAUGGAAACCCACUUUUUAUGAAGGCUCUGGCUGAACUGGUCCAGGCUCACCUGCGCUCCAACGAGCCGUGCUCCCGUCAGCUGACCCUGCGCUGCCCGCUCUGCACCAACCCCACCUGUGGAGAGACCAAGGCCUUUUUUGCCAACCAGAAACUAACCUAGUAACACGCACAUGCACACACACAUGUACACACACAUCAGGGCUUAGUAGACAAACAGAAGACUGUCUGACAUAAGUAGACUGAAUGGUUGGAGGCAGAUGGUCCAUCCUGACAUCUUAGUUCUAAACACAUUUUUUUAAGGAAAACACGAAAAAGGAAAACAAUUUUGGAGGUCAUAAGUUUGUCUUUUGUUUACAAACACACACUAAAUACACAGUUUAUCGCCAAUUUUUCCCUGAAUGAUCAAAGUGUGUCGAUAGAGUCAAAAUGUGCUAAUCAUCACUAACAUAACUGCAAAUAAGUGGUUGAAGUCAUCUGAUGAAGAUGGUAGGAACAUUUUUUGUCAUUUUUGUCAUUCAUCAUCUGUUUGUUAAUUAUUGGGGCAAUGAAAAGUUUGGACACACCUUCUCAUUCAAACCCUUUUCCUUAUUUUCAUGACUAUUUACAUUGUAGAUUGUCACUGAAGGCAUCACAACUAUGAAUGAA
Nerophis lumbriciformis (worm pipefish) is the source of this 1887-nucleotide messenger RNA. It is a transcript of the gene fech, whose product is annotated as ferrochelatase. Gene Ontology annotation, molecular function: protoporphyrin ferrochelatase activity. The record is from RefSeq and is a predicted model, not a curated record. Gene Ontology annotation, cellular component: mitochondrion. Gene Ontology annotation, biological process: heme biosynthetic process. NCBI's taxonomy places the organism in Eukaryota, Metazoa, Chordata, Actinopteri, Syngnathiformes, Syngnathidae.